UUUGAAUUGAAGAUUAUAAAAUUAAAUAAGAUGGGCUGUUGUCUUUGCAUACCCACCAAGCCAAUGAACUAUAUGAAUGAUGUUCCUAAUUACUCUCUUUAUUUCCAUGCACGUGUGUGGAACCAGCAUACGCAUGGUCUGUUUGAUUUUGAUAUGGAUAAGGAAAUAUUUGACUCCCAAGACGUCAUCAAUUCCUUCUUUACUACUAAAAAGAACUGAUUUUUAUACUCUUAUAACGAGAAGGUGAAUACCUUCGUGCCCACAUGUGAGAGAGAAAAGGCUGAAAGAGAAUUGUUGCUCAGUAUUGCCUUCAAAAAUGGCAGAUAUUGGAUCAUGCCUAGCAGAGACUUUACAAUGAUAGAUGCACUAGUCAAUCCAUCCGAGCAAGCCUGGAUUGUUUUGAAAUAACAUGAAUAAGAAUAUAUUCAAAGAAAAAUAUAAAAAGAAAUAUGGCUACAGACUUACUGGGGGAGACACUAUAAAAUUUGGCAGAGUCAGGUUCGUAGUUAAGGUCAUCAGCGAUUCUGACUACGAAGCCAAGCCCACACUGAUUAUGAAGGAGGAACAAGAAGAAGAAGAGAAAAAUGAGCCUGGAGAUGCUCAAAGAGAUAAAACCUUUGAGGAAUUUGAUAAGUUCAAUGAAAAUGAAAAUUUUCAGGAUGGAGGGUUCAGCCAACGCAACAGAGUUGAAGAUGAAGCAAGCAUGAAUAAGCUCAAGAAAUCCCUGAAGAUUCUUCAGACCAUUCCUAAGCAAUCUUAUGAAAGUUCAUUAUUCUUUGAAAUGAUGAGCAAGCCAGUUGAAGAUUUCAUGAGUGAAAGAUCCUCUGAAGCAGAUGAAAAGUAUAAGGAUGACGAAGUUGUUGUCGACCUUAUCGAAAAGCUACCCACUGAGGAUAAGGUGUGCAGGAUUUGUCUUGGAAACGAGACAGAGGAUGAAAAUUGUGAAGAAAAUCCUCUAUUUGCUCCCUGAGUCUGAGCAGGAACUAUGAAAUAUGUACAUCUUGACUGCAUGAAGCAAUGGGUACAUGCUAAAAGACACUCUAAAGAAGGUUCUAGAGUAAAGUCCUACAAUUGGAAAAAUCUUGAAUGAGAGUUAUGUAAACAUAAAAUCCAUGAAGAGUUCGAAUUCAAAGGGAGAAAGUAUUACUUAUUAGAUUAUUAUCGACCAACUGAAGGUCACUAUUUAAUUCUGGAAUCAUUCACUAAUACUCCUCAUAAAACCAUUCAUGUGAUAACUAUCUCUGAUGAUGAAGCCAAUAGAAAGAAAGAAUACCUCAUAAAAGUAGGAAGAGGGGCUGAAGUUGAUGUGAGAAUCACUGAUAUAAGUGUUUCAAGAGAACAUUCAAAGAUAUAUUUUUCUAAAGGUGAGUUCUACUGAAUUGAUAAUUACUCAAAAUUCGGAACUGUAGCACUUUUAAGGCAGCCAAUAUCUCUUCCUCAAAAGGGGGAGCAUUAUUUUCAGCUCCAAGUUGGCAAACAUCUCAUUGAGAUUGAAUCUGAGAGUCAUAUGAAUUGAUGUUUCUGCAAUAUUACCAAUAGGAUAAACAAGAAAUAUAAAGGGCCGCUAUACGAUGAUUUUAAGCAUUUAUUACCUCAUCACUUCAGCAGAAAGUUGGAAUGUUUAGACAAUCUGACUAAAGUGCUUGAGACUCUCAAUGUCGAGGAAGCUGAAGAAGACCUUAACCGUGAAAUCACCCGUCUCAAAUUAGCAAAUGAGAGCUUAGUUUCGCAAAGAACUAUGAUGAACAAACCUGUACUUCCUGAUAUUGAGGAUGUAGAGAAGUUUCAUACCCAAGAUCUUCGGAUGAGUGAUAGGAAUGCUGAAGAUAGAGAAGACGGUAUUGAUCAGACCAGUUUACAUCCCAAAGAAAUGAACACCAUGAAUGAUAUUUCUCAAAGAAAGAUAGUCCCAACCUAUGGAGACACUAGCGUGAACGGGGGAAAAGACGUCCAUAUCAGCAUGGGUCAAUCCACAAUGGUUAUGACUUCAAGCCCUAGCCGGAAUGUCAUAAAUAAAGUUUUAAUGAAGAAUAAUUCAACUAAAGAGAAGUUUGCAGAACAGAACCAUAGUGUUCCUUCUGGAAAUCAAUUUACUCUGAAUGAGAACAAUUCUUCGAUAGUCAGAGGAGAAAUGAGAGAUAAGCCAAUGAAGGUUUCCAAGAUGCUUUAUGAAGAAUAUAAACACCCUAAUACUAUAGAGGAGGAAAAGAAGGAAAAUCCUAUGGUUCAAGAAAGGAACUCUUCCCAUCUACCUUUCUAUAAGUCUGAUAGUGACAAUAGCGAAGAGGAAAAGGUUCAAGAAGUAGCACUGAGAAACAAUGUCUUCAUGAAGCAAAAUGAAGAUGAAUCUCAAGGUGAUGGCAAUAUACAAAUUGAGAACCUAAAGAAAGUUGUCAUCAAGCCACAUUUGAAUUCUUCAAAUGUAAAUUCCAGAAAGAUGAGCGAAGAAAGCUCCCAUAACAGAAGUAGUGCUAAGGUCAGCAAUAACUGGGUCUCGAGGGCGAACAGCUCAUCUUUAAACCCUCCAAACUCUCGCAAUCUUCAUAGUAGCGACAGAAAGAGAGAGGAACUUCUCAAAGAAAGUGAAGAAAUGUUACAGGAGCUCUAGAGUUGCCAUAA
Messenger RNA from Moneuplotes crassus, 2619 nucleotides. The record is from the annotation of a GenBank genome assembly. Lineage: Eukaryota; Ciliophora; Spirotrichea; Euplotida; Euplotidae.